GAAAUGGCACAACACAUUCCUACUUGAUGAUAACUUUCUUACUCUCUCAAUCCACUUAUUGAUCUCAGACCAUGAUGCUUGCGCUAUAUAAAGGACUUGCAUGCGUCAUUCUUAACCCCGUAGCGACUGGCGCCGUAUAUAUGGCAAUCCUGGGAAAUUACACGGCCCAGGUAUUUUACUGACACAGUUUGAUGGGUCACCCUUAGAAACGGGAAGGCUUUCGAAGGCCAACCAUUAACUCUACUGUCGGGUCGCUUUGAGGUUUGGAGUAAUUGCUGAUCCCGUCGUACCUGCGUCAUCAUCAGCGGCGGCCUCACAUAAACCAAAGCACUGCAAACCCAAGCACAUCUCAAUGCCACCAUUGUUCGAAUCCUUACCCCCCGUUUUUAGUCGCAUGUUUUCUCGGAGGUCAGAGUUCGAUCCCGUGAAAUCGCAAUGGGAGAACCCAAACGAUAUCCUAUCUAUUCUCACAAUUGUCGGUGGCGAUAUCGUCCAACGAGCAGUGGCGCAAUUGGCCGGUCAUCCCUCCGGUUUUACACCUGUGGCUUUCUCCUUCGGUUGGGUUGGGUAUUCCCUCAACGCUGUUCUGUCAGCUAUCGGCGAAGGUCGUCUUAUGCCUGAUCCCGACUGCGAUUGCAUUCUUAUGAAUGCGAAAAGUGGAUACGUCAAAGAAAACCGCUCGUGGAUUUUAGGCCGUCUCGUGCGAGACCAUUCAGUCCCUUCCACGCCUGAUAACGGCCUUACCAUCUCCUUCUACGAUAUCGACAUGACGAAACCCCCGGGAGUGCCGUCGCGUGACUGGGUAUAUUAUACCGGAAUCGCCACGAUCAUAAUCCAGCUAGGUAUUGCUGUCAUACCUGGUGCUGUCAACCACGACUGGAAUACGCUUAUCAUCACUGCCGGGGGCACGCUGCUGGCAUUAGCAGGGGGUGCAUUACCUCAGUGGAGGAAUGAAAAAUGGGCAUGUCGUAGACUAGACUCUGACGACCGAAAGGUUGUUUGUCUCACAAGAGGCAAUGGUUUCAAGGAUGUCAUCGUUAUUGUCAGCCAAGGUCAAGGCCAAUUGCGACUGGAGGAUCUUGCCACUCCACGAGACUCUCGCGACCGAUUCACCAUGCUUGCCGCCUCUGUCUUAUUCGUGUUACAGAUAGCACUGCUCCUGACGGUUGCGGGACUACAGAGUCAUGCCUGGUACAUGCUUGCUAUCGGGAGUCUGGGUAUGUUCCAGAAUGGCCUUGCAGCAGGUGCUCGUAGAUCGCCACCUUCCUCUGGUAUCCAUCUUAGGGAGAAAAAUAUCAUACAUGACAGCAAGGUCUUCGAGACUCUGGUGAAAGCGGAGCAGGCUGAGCGGCAUGUUGGGUUAUCGCUUUUGCCAAUUUUCUUUCCCGGAGGAUUGCGAAAGCGGGAGGAACAGUGGAGAGAGGAGAGGCUCGCAGAGUAUGAGAAAUUGGAUAGCGAGAAAGCGAAACUAUCGAAGGCCGUUUCGCUUUUGUCCAACGGUGCCGCCAGUGUGACUGUGGCAUCCGCGCCCAAUUCAACAGCACCGGUACCGUCACUGGGCGAUUCUAAGGCCCAGUGAUGUCUGCGCAACUAGUGUUCUAUUCGUAUUCGUACCUCCCCCCUUCAGCAUCCCUCAAUAUCCUCCGCCAGAAGUUAGCUCAUCUUGGACACUAUUUGACUCUACUGUUCAUUCGAAGUCUCAUCUCUAUACCAUGGCGGCUUUGAUCAUA
This is a messenger RNA of Somion occarium, 1730 nucleotides long. The record is from the annotation of a GenBank genome assembly. Lineage: Eukaryota; Fungi; Basidiomycota; Agaricomycetes; Polyporales; Cerrenaceae.